AUGUCCAAGAUACUGACUCAGGAGCACGCUCAGGCCACUACGAAUCACCACAAUGUCUCGUUUCCGGAGAUUCGAACCUACAGCACCCGCUCGUUAAAGGAUCCAACUACGCAGAGCCUCGCCAAAUGCCUACAGAAAAACCAUACCACAUUUUCCGCUCUACGUGACCCUCAACUCCUGUUCCACAACCAUAUGCCACAUAUUCUUGGUUCAGCUUAUUAUCUGGGUGCGACUCCGGACAAACUCGAAGAGAUUUGUGAAGCUGAAGGUCAAUCUUUGAGGCCUGUUGGCACGGUCCCAUUGCGCGAGCAGCUGACCGAGGAGACUUGGAGGGAGCACCUUGGCGACAAAUCUUAUACUGUCUCCUUCGUGAAAUUUUUCGACGAUCAAAUCGACAAGAACCAAGGUGACUGGAAGCAAGUCAUGCAAGGGUACCUGUACUCUUCGAAGACGCCCUUAAUCAAUGGAUUUUGUGGCGGACUCGGACACCCGUUCAUCCACCUCCACUACGCUUACGAAUUCGACAGCAAAGAGGUGGCGUCUGAGGCACUCAGCCUCGGUUGCACUGAAUAUGACUUCGUUCAUCGCUACUUCGACGAGCCUGUCCCAGACACGUCUACCUACAAAACGAAGCACCUUCAGGAAGUGCUAGGGAAGGUGCGGCAAGACAAGCGUUUUGACGGUCGUUUCGAACUACCCGGCUUCCUCAACACGUUCACUCUGCAUGAGAAAUGUGAAGAUGCAAUUCUUGAACACUGGAACGGGUGGUUGCUGGACGAUUACAGUCAACAAUUCGAGGAGGUAUUCGACUUUGCUGUCCGUGUUGCAGUCCAGACCGCCAGCGCCCGAGUUCAGUAUGAUUUCUUCCUGAUCCACGUACUCACCGUUGCACACGCGUUGCGUGUCAUUCUACCGUAUGCGCCGGAGGAGCAUCGUAACCCUAUCCUCAAGCAGUUUGCUAUGUGGGUGGUUAUCGUGUACUGCGCUCAACUGAGGCGACGGAUCUAUGCAGGAUCAAUCGAUGCGGUAGAUUUGGAUGGUCGUGACUGGCAAUGGGUGCAGGAGAAGGCGUUGACGAGUCAGUGGUCGCUUGAUUCGCACUACGUCAAGGUUGUUCGUGCUCUCAAGUUUGGUGCCGACUUGUACGGGGAGAAAGAUGGGUGGUAUUUGAAAGCCGCAGUCAAAUUCGUCUCCGAGUUCAACGAGUGGACGGGUUUUGGAGCGGGCGUGGAAGGGAUGGAUGGGGGAUUGCACUGA
Messenger RNA from Exophiala xenobiotica, 1257 nucleotides. RefSeq lists its product as uncharacterized. The record is from RefSeq and is a predicted model, not a curated record. The transcript has 4 exons. Lineage: Eukaryota; Fungi; Ascomycota; Eurotiomycetes; Chaetothyriales; Herpotrichiellaceae. Gene Ontology annotation, molecular function: oxidoreductase activity. Bases 1 to 1257 code for a protein of 418 amino acids.